This is a messenger RNA of Planococcus citri (citrus mealybug), 1880 nucleotides long. Its product is annotated as arp2/3 complex-activating protein rickA-like. The record is from RefSeq and is a predicted model, not a curated record. Bases 323 to 988 code for a protein of 221 amino acids. The transcript is spliced from 3 exons. NCBI's taxonomy places the organism in Eukaryota, Metazoa, Arthropoda, Insecta, Hemiptera, Pseudococcidae.
GAAAGUGAAAUAUUUUUUAAUAGUAUAAACAGAACGGUACUGUCCGAGUGAACCGGAUCAAUACAGUGGUGAAUAAGUGUUAAGACGUUUGAUAACAUAACUGGACCAAACGCGGUAUACGGUGGAGGCAUUCUACCUGUUUUCGCUGCAUUUAGAUACGUUUUCACCUUUUUCUCGUAUAUUAAUUUUAAGCCGGUAGCUCAGAGACGUAUUAAUCGAAGUGUUUAUUUUAAAUAAUACUUUUUUACUGUGUGUCAGUUUCGCGUAGUUACGAGUUUUUCGUACGUCGCCCACCGUUGAUUUCAUAAGCCUCGGAUUCGAUAUGAGGACUUUGAUAUUGGUGGUAAGCUCGCUGGGAGUAGCCUUUGGCCGGCCCGAAUUACCAGUCGGAGGAUUCAACGGAGGCGGUAACGGCGGUGGAAUUCAAUUGGACAGUUACGCAGCUCCGAUCGGAAACGGAAACACAGGAUCUUUUAUUACCGGAGGCGGCGGAGGUCCAGCUCCUCAAUAUGGACCACCAGCUCAACCAGCUCAACCACCGGUGAUCCAUAAGCACGUGUAUGUGCACGUGCCACCCCCAGAGCCAACGUAUUACGCUCCAAAAAGACCUCAAGCUCCACCGCCACCACCUCAGAAACAUUACAAAAUCGUAUUCAUUAAAGCACCGACGCCACCGCCACCACAAGUGCCAGAUAUUCCAAAUCUGCCACCGCCUCCCGAACAGAAAACUUUGAUUUACGUAUUAGUCAAGAAACCAGAUGAAGCUCCAGAAAUCACGAUACCGACGCCAGCACCUACUCAGCCAUCUAAACCAGAAGUAUACUUUAUUCGAUACAAGACUCAGAAACAAGAAGGUUACCCGAACUCGAUAAGUUCCGAAUACGGUCCACCAUCGGGAGGAUCAGCACCUUCAGCGCCGGCUGAUUCGUACGGAGCACCAGCGCCAUCGCCUUCAUUCUCGCCAAGCGGAUCAUCGGGCUCUUAUUAAAAUUCAAAACUCUUCGCCUCCUCUUUGUAAAAGACUGUCCUACGAAAACAUUUCCAAAAUCAUGAAUCGAGAUACGCCGCAAGGUCGACACGUAAUGUAAAUUCGAGUCUUAUAAAAAGAGAGGAGUACCAAAGAGAUACUCUUAAACCAAAGUUGCCAUAUGUGUAUUUUGCUGGUACGUUUCGAGUCGAAUUAUGAAAUCGCACGAAUUAGGUUGAAAAUCGAUCGUCAUUUUUCAAGUAAACUCUACCAAAAAAAAAUUCUUAUUACAAACCAGUUUCGCUCGAAUGCGCACACUGAAUAUUAAGUUCAUUAGAGCAUGCACUUGUUGGGUUUUUUAAUGACGAUGCGCGCUUGCAGAUGAAUAGAAAAUAAUCCCAUCCGUGUUGCAACAUAUACGUAUCCUUGCUAUACUAUAUUCACAAUACCCUGAAAAUAUAAAAGAAAUGUUACGUUAUAAGCAUUUAGAAAUCAAUUUUUACUAAUUUACUGUACAGUGUGUAAUUAUAAUUAAUUUUUAUCAUUUGUAAGUGUCUACAUUUUAUAAGUAUUUUUUUUUCAAUUUUUUUGUUUGAUGAGAUUCUUUUUUGUAAUUUUUUUUUCUUUUUUAAUAUAGAGUGAUAUAUUUUUUACGAAAUUGUACCAAUUUUUAUUAUUUAUAUAAAAUGGAGCAAGUUACCACAUUUAAACCAGGAAAUAUUACUUCAGAAAUGACACAAUAAUCGCAUCAAUUAAUUAGGUAUUCAAUUUGCGAAUUCUGCAGUAGGUAUAUUCCCUUUGAACGAGAAAAAAUAAUAAUAGAAAUAUUCAAAUUAAAUUUUCUUACCAGUAAAAUGACCGAUUUAUAAUGUCCAUUUGUAUUUACAUAAUAAUAAAGGUAAUUCGUUACUUA